UUACAUGUACGUGAAUUUUCUUUCAAUUUACCUAUGGGUUUUUCUGGGUGCUGAUAGAACAGAACCGUUUCAUCAUCGACUGCUCCGAAUGGCUGAGGAAAAUUAGAAUCUAACCAUGGAUGCCUGAUGAAUAGGUACGUUAGAUGUGUUUGUUCUGUGUUUUGGUCAUUGAUACGAAAGCCUUACCUUGAUCGCAUUGUUAUUUCUAGUAAUAUCCUUUGAAGGAUGAAACCCAAAAGAAAACAGAAGCUUUCUGUAUCUCUCACUACACUCGAUGAGGAUGCACAAAUUUUCUCGACAAUGUUCACUUUCUUAGUUCAUAGAUCUGAAUCGAUAACAAUUUCACGGCUUCAUAGUUCUUGCUAGCCCCAUAUUGACCAUGGCCAUCAACAGAAUUACCAAUAAGUUCUUUUUCUUCUUUGGUUUAGGGUUUAGGUAGGAUAUGUGUUGAACUAAGGUUAGAAUUCUUGCGAAAGUGGUUUUCAUGUUUGAUAAGAUUGUGCUAAAGGAGAAUACUAGGGGAAGGAAAAACAAUUGUUUUAUAUAUUGUGACAAUGCAAUGUGAAUUUUUGUUGUUGAUUGGGUUUUUGAUAGGUAUAGCACUUCUUGGUGUGUAGGAAGAAACAUUGCAGUGAAAAGGUUUCGUUUGUAGUAACAGUCACUGGUUUCUUGAACCGCCUUGUGGUGAGUUAGGUCUUUCUUGAAUGUACCCAAAUGAAACCAGGCCAUGAACAUGGUGGAGUUGAUACUGCUCAAGCAAAGGUCUUACUAGCAUCGUUCUCAGCUAUGGUGGCUGAGACCACGACUUUCCCCAUAGACUUGAUCAAAACAAGACUUCAACUGCAUGGCGAAUCACUUUCAUCGAAGCGUCCCACUGGUGCAUAUCGAAUAGGUUUGGCCAUUGUUCGUGAACAAGGUGUUGUAGGCCUUUAUAGUGGCCUGUCUCCAGCAAUUAUUAGACACAUGUUCUACACUCCUAUUCGAAUUGUUGGGUAUGAGCAUCUGAGAAGUGUGGUUUCUGCUGAUAAUGGUUCAUUCUCUGUUAUUAGCAAGGCUGCGGUCGGUGGAACCUCCGGUGUCAUUGCUCAGAUUAUAGCCAGCCCUGCCGAUCUUGUCAAGGUGAGGAUGCAAGCUGAUGGCCAAAGGAUGAAGCAAGGUCUUCAACCUCGGUAUUCGGGGCCAUUUGAUGCUCUGAACAAAAUUGUUGGAGCUGAAGGGUUUCGAGGACUGUGGAAGGGUGUUUUUCCUAAUAUCCAAAGAGCCUUCCUAGUGAACAUGGGGGAACUUGGCUGUUAUGACCAUGCUAAACAAUUUGUAAUUAGAAGUAGGAUAGCUGAUGAUAAUGUUUAUGCCCACACAUUAGCUUCCAUCAUGUCAGGUUUAGCUGCAACUUCUUUAAGUUGUCCAGCUGAUGUUGUGAAGACUAGAAUGAUGAAUCAAGCAGCCCAAAAGGAAGGGAAAGUUUUAUAUAAUAGCUCUUAUGAUUGCUUAGUAAAGACAGUAAAAGUUGAAGGAAUAAGAGCAUUGUGGAAAGGAUUUUUCCCCACUUGGGCAAGGCUUGGCCCAUGGCAAUUUGUGUUCUGGGUUACCUAUGAGAAGUUUAGAAAAUUUGCAGGUCUCUCUUCUUUCUGAUAUGGUAUUUUGAUUUAUAUUGCGAUUCAUUCAUACAUAAUAAAUUCACACUAGUCACAGAAUCCACUCUUUUCAACUUUUAGCUUA
This is a messenger RNA of Vigna unguiculata (cowpea), 1719 nucleotides long. It is a transcript of the gene UCP3, whose product is annotated as Mitochondrial substrate carrier family protein. The record is from RefSeq and is a predicted model, not a curated record. NCBI's taxonomy places the organism in Eukaryota, Viridiplantae, Streptophyta, Magnoliopsida, Fabales, Fabaceae. Gene Ontology annotation, biological process: transmembrane transport.